AUGGCCGAGAUCCGUCGUAAGCUUGUCAUCGUUGGUGAUGGUGCCUGUGGUAAGACUUGUUUGUUGAUUGUCUUCUCCAAGGGUACCUUCCCUGAGGUCUACGUCCCCACCGUCUUCGAGAACUAUGUCGCCGAUGUCGAAGUUGACGGCAAGCACGUUGAACUCGCCCUUUGGGAUACUGCUGGUCAAGAAGAUUAUGACCGUCUCCGUCCUCUGUCUUACCCCGACUCCCACGUCAUCUUGAUUUGUUUCGCCGUCGACUCGCCAGACUCGCUCGACAAUGUCCAGGAGAAGUGGAUUUCCGAGGUUCUUCACUUCUGCCAGGGCCUUCCCAUCAUCCUUGUUGGCUGCAAGAUGGAUCUUCGUCACGACCCCAAGACCAUUGAAGAACUCACCAAGACCUCCCAGAAGCCCGUCUCUCCCGAACAGGGUGAGGAAGUCCGCAAGAAGAUCGGCGCCUACAAGUACCUCGAGUGCUCUGCUCGUACCAACGAGGGUGUCCGUGAGGUCUUCGAAGCGGCCACUCGCGCUGCUCUUCUGACCAAGACGAGCAAGAGCAAGAAGAAGUGCGCUAUCCUGUAA
Aspergillus chevalieri is the source of this 582-nucleotide messenger RNA. It is a transcript of the gene rho1, whose product is annotated as Rho family GTPase RHO1. Gene Ontology annotation, biological process: small GTPase-mediated signal transduction. Bases 1 to 582 code for a protein of 193 amino acids. The transcript is spliced from 5 exons. The record is from RefSeq and is a predicted model, not a curated record. Lineage: Eukaryota; Fungi; Ascomycota; Eurotiomycetes; Eurotiales; Aspergillaceae. Gene Ontology annotation, molecular function: GTP binding; GTPase activity.